AUGGAAGAAGUAACAGAACUUCUUCGCAUGUCAUACUCAGCAACAUCAACAGAAGAAGUUCAGCAAGUAACUCAAGCACUUCUUGAACUCCAUCAGAAUCCAGACGCGAUUGCAAUCUUUUUACAAAUAUUUUCUUCACCAAAUAACAGAACUAUUAAGCAAUCUGCAGUCAUUAACCUUGGCAAGACUCUAAAGAACACAUGGAAGUCUGUUUUCUGUGGAAAUGAAAACGGAGAAAAUCUAAAAAAGUCAAUCAUCGAGAUUUUUACAAACGAAACAGACAAUGUCAUCACAUUUACUCUAGUUCAUGCUAUUGAUACUAUUUUAAAGACAGAUGCUGCAACUUGGACAGAAUAUUUUAAUCUCAUCUUUCAAUUAGCACAAGGAGACACAACACAUUUAGCAUUGUCUCUCUACCUUGCCCAAUAUUACAUACCCAAAUUAAACCCAGAACAAUUUGAUGUUGAUGCAUUUUCUCAAUUAGCAGCUACAGCAUUACAAUCAACUGAUCACGAUAUCAUUGUUCACGCCUGUGGUCUUGCUUCUGUCAUUAUCUACUACACAAAUCUCACAGAAAGUAAAAGUGUUCAAUUAUUAUUUGAUUUGAUGAUGAACGCAUUCCAAACAUCACUUUCCGAUGCCAGCCUAGCAGCAAGAAUAUCAGCACGUCUUGCUUUCUGCUUUAAGACAGAAGAUUUCCAUAUUCCUGCACCAGAAUUAUUAGAUUCUCUUCUAAACUUAUUUAAUACAAAAGGAUUAGAUCCAAAACUAUAUGGACCGAUCUAUACAUUGAUUGAAGAACUUAUUGCACGUUUCGGUAAGUCAUUACGCGAAAAAGUUCCACAAAUUUUACAACAUACAAUAUUAACAGCAUCACAACUGUUUUUAGAAGACAAAUUGUAUGAAUACCAAGAGGACAUGAUCUUCAUUCUUGGCACAAUUGAAACAGCUAGUACAACCAUCAGAAGCCGUAGUUUCUUCAACGAAUUAUUACAAGCAAUUCAAGUUCACGAUGACGACGAAAAUCCAUCACUUUUUGCAGCUAAAAUUAUUUCAUUAUAUAACUGCAUCGAACAUUCUAGUGAAUCAGUUAUGAAGCACAUUGAUGACAUCUGCGAAUAUCUUGUCCAACGUCUUAACUACGACAAUCUUUGUGUCCAAGAGGUAUCAGUCAUGUCUAUUGAAGAAAUUGGCAAAUUGUUACAAGAAGGACAAGAUUCUAUCGGAAACAACAUUUUAAGACCAUUAAUCAGCAUGAUCUGCCAAGAUGAAAUCGAUAUCACUAAUCCAGAUGUUGUCUCUAUCUUAGAACAUUCAUUCGAUGCAAUUGCAAAAAUAUUAUCAACAAUCAACAUCGAAUCUAUUGAUGAUGCAACAAUUUUGUUACAACGUAUUAAAUUAUUCAUUGAUAAUGAUGUUUGUCCUUCUAAAUGCAUCAAUGUUCUUUCUAAUUUGGUCUUUUCUCUUGGAAUCCAAGUCACUAGAUUCUCGGAAGACUUAUUCAGUUUAAUUAGUGAUUGGGUUAAUUUGGCCGAAAACGAUGACACAACAUUGAAACAAAAUGUCAUUGAAGCACUUGGUAACAUGUUAAGAUUCUGUGAAAAUACUCCAGAAGAACAACUUCGUAUUUCUUUAGAGUAUAUCAUUGGAUCAUAUGAAACCGAUGAUUUGGAAAUUCGAUCCGCAAUCAUUGUUGCAAUCGAAAACAUGAUUUUGAUCAAGAGUCCAAUUCUUAUGUAUUACAAAGACCAAAUCAUUUCUAUUGUCGAACACGCUAUGAAUUUGUAUAUCACAACCGCUCCAGAAGAUGAAAACGACUCAGACGAAAAUGCAGAUGAUAUUGAUGACGAAGAAGAAGAUUUCGAAGAAUCGAGAGAACAGUUACAAAUCAGAUAUAUCCAUGAUGCAGUUUUAAUGGUUAGAAUGAUCUAUAAAUACUAUCCAGAACUUUCACCCGAAAACGAUGAAGAAUGGAUGAAUAUGAUCUUGAACAUGAUGGGCUCCGGAUCCGAGGACAUCCAAGUUGCAGCAUCACAAGCUGCUUCAUAUUUAUCGAUCAGAAAGGCAUCACAAGGAAUCGAACUAAAUUCAUUCUAUGAAGCAGCAAUUAAAAACUUGGAAGAAUCCAAUUUCGUUCAAGCAUCAUCAUUCAAAUACUUUGCAUGUUUAUUUGAAAACAACGUCAUUCCAGACGAAUCAGUUAUUUCAGAAGUUUUGAAACAAGCUACAAUCACACUCAAGAAAGACUUCGAUGACGAUGAUGGUACAUUCCUUGAUAACUCAGCACGAUUAUAUCGAUUCCUUGCUAGUGUUGCAACAAUGUUCCCACAGAUGUUCCCUCUCAAUGAGUUUCUUGAUCACGGAAACAAACUUAUGAAAGAAGACUCUAAUUUCGAGAAAUCACAGUAUCUUGGUGUUCUGCGACAGUUGUACAAUUCUACAGAAUUACCCGAUAUUCCAAAGAAAUUUGUUGUUAAACAAUUCAUGAAUAUCGAUAUUUGUGAUUUUUCAGUUAUUCCAGAGCCAAUUCUCGGUAUAAUGUCCAUCACCGAGAAAGAACCACAGAUUGUUUACAAACACUUAGAAGGAAUAAUCGAACGACUUCUUGAUAUCCUUCAAUCAGAUGAAACUAGUGAAAUGCACUAUUUCAGUACUAUUUCAGAUUGUAUUUCUCUUUUGUGCACAUUCAUGAAGAAGUUCCCAGAUGAUAUUCCAUGGGAAGAAUGCAUUUCAUGCAUCACCGCACAUUUACCAGUUCGAGGUGAUGAUAUUGAAGCAGAGAACAUUUAUUCUACAUUAGUUUCAUUAGUUAAUGAAAGAUCAGAAUUCGAAUCAUUUAAACAAAUUUUUUAUGAUGGAUUCAAAUCAGCACUCGAAAAUCAAGAACUUAUUCAACAAUACAAGUUAUCAGAAUCAACACUUCAAUCAAUUACUAACUAUGUUUCAAAGGGCCCUUAUGAAUGA
This is a messenger RNA of Trichomonas vaginalis G3, 2964 nucleotides long. Its product is annotated as importin beta family. Gene Ontology annotation, molecular function: small GTPase binding. The transcript has a single exon. The record is from RefSeq and is a predicted model, not a curated record. Lineage: Eukaryota; Parabasalia; Trichomonadida; Trichomonadidae. The coding region runs from base 1 to 2964 and encodes 987 amino acids. Gene Ontology annotation, biological process: intracellular protein transport.